This is a messenger RNA of Saimiri boliviensis boliviensis (Bolivian squirrel monkey), 372 nucleotides long. Its product is annotated as large ribosomal subunit protein eL27-like. The record is from RefSeq and is a predicted model, not a curated record. Gene Ontology annotation, molecular function: structural constituent of ribosome. Gene Ontology annotation, cellular component: ribosome. NCBI's taxonomy places the organism in Eukaryota, Metazoa, Chordata, Mammalia, Primates, Cebidae. Gene Ontology annotation, biological process: translation.
AUGGGCAAGUUCAUGAAACCGGAGAAGGUGGUGCUUGUUCUGGCUGGACGCUACUCUGGACUCAAAGCCAUCAUCGUGAAAAACAUUGAUGAUGGCACCUCAGAUCGCCCCUACACCCAUGCUCUGGUGGCUGUAAUUGACCACAAUCCCCGCAAAGUGACAGCUGCCACGGGCAAGAAGAAGAUUGCCAAGAGGUCAAAGAUCAAGUCUUUUCUGAAAGUUUAUAACUAUAAUCAUCUGAUGCCUACAGGGUACUCUGUGGAUAACCCCUUGGACAGAACUGUCGGCAAUAAGGAUGGCUUCAGAGAUCCUGCUCUUAAACCCAAGGCCUGGCAGGAGGCUGAGGUCAAGUUGAAGAGCUACACCAGAUAG